AUGGUUGAUUUCAACGCCACUCUGUCUUCUUCGGGUAGACGCAAUUGUAAUAGCUCCAACCCGCCAAGUAAAGACUUUCAUAACUUUGUCUAUGAUAAUGGUCUUUGUGAUAUGAGGGAUGAAGCUUACCCGAACUCUUCUGGCAGACAUCUAUACCGUAUGCGCUCAAACCAUCGACCACUUCUCUUUUGUAUUGGUGCUUCUCAUCCGAAUCAUCGGGCUGCCCAAUUUAGAUACUUCUCUGGCUGGUCCAAGCAUGAAGACUUUGACCGCUUUGUGAAGGAUAAUUGGGUCUCCUCUGAAUCACUCUCUGAUUCCAUCUCGAGAUUUACCUCUAUGGUCACUAUCUGGAAUAAGUCAGUCUUCGAAUAUAUUGGCGCAAUAAAAGGGACAGUCAUGGUGAGGCUCAGAGGGGCGCAUAAAAGCUUGAAUCGCGGCCACCCCAGGUUCCUUAUUGACCUUGAAGCCGAACUCCUCAUUGAACUUGAGAAUCUCCUUAACUUGGAGGAAAAGCCUUGGAAGAAACGUUCACGAUCAGAUUGCAUUUCCCAAGGAGACAGAAAUACAAAAUAUUUUCACAAGAAAACCCUCCAUCAAAAAUUGUUAGAAAAUGCCCAAAGACCAAUCGGUUGGGAUCGUCGGUGCACCUCAUGGUGCAGCGAAAUAAAAACUCAACGGUCUCAUUAG
Hibiscus syriacus is the source of this 687-nucleotide messenger RNA. RefSeq lists its product as uncharacterized. Lineage: Eukaryota; Viridiplantae; Streptophyta; Magnoliopsida; Malvales; Malvaceae. The record is from RefSeq and is a predicted model, not a curated record. Bases 1 to 687 code for a protein of 228 amino acids. The transcript has 2 exons.